AUGGCCACGACCGACCGCCUCAUCGAGCUGUUCCGCCAGCUAGACAGGAACGGAGAUGGAGUGAUCGAGAGGAAGGAGCUCGGCCGGGUACUUGAGGCUCUGGACCCGAUCUCCUGGACAGACGAGCGAAUCGACCAGUUGCUGAUCGAGGCAGACACCAAUGUCGACGGCAAGAUCCAGUACGGCGAGUUUGUCCGAUGGCUUUUCACAGAUGGCUCAGACCAGGCAGCCUUCUGUCGCUCCGUGAAGGACAUCUCCAAGGGCCUCCGCUUCCAGGUGGAGGCCCUCGUCGGCCUCCGAGAGCUUUGCUCGGUCCCUGAGAAAGAGAGGAAAGAUGCGUUGGAGCUGAUACUCUCGAUUCUCGAGCAUAUCAUGGAGGACCCUGAAGACUCGAAGCGCCGAUCCAUGAGUUGCGAAGAGCACCCAGGCCAGACCCUUUUAAGAACGAGGGGUUGUGACUGGUUACUGUCGGCGGUGGGCUACAUAGAUGAUGGCCAGGAGCUCUCCCUGCCGUCUCGGACGGACCCUGCUUGGCUUCUAGAGGAGCUCCGGAGACUGAAGCAGAAGGACUGGGAUCUGUCGGAGGUGGACCCGCCUGAUGACCUGCCAACUGAUCUGCCGCUUUCUCCCGCCGUUGAAGCCGGCCUACCGCCCACGUCUCGCUUGUUUGAAGGUGUUUCGAUGCCCAGCGACAUAAAAGACCUGGUGAAGGUGUUGCAGGCUUUGCCUGAAAUGGACAAGAGGACGAUGGGUGGCAAAUGCAUCCAGCAGACGCUGGCAAUGGAGGAUUUCAUGACAGAUCAGGUGGGAAUCCGACCGCUUCCCGGCAAGUACUUCGUGCAAGGUGUGAAGGCUUUCGACCUGCAGACGCCGCUGAAGAGCAUGCCCUCCGACAAGGAGUUUGUCUACCAUGGCACGGGCCAAGACGGACGCCCCUGCUCCUUCAAAGCCUCCGUCGCCGAGAUCCUCGAGUGGCAGUCCUCCUUCCGGGCCUACUACGCUACGGAUGUCUACACCGACAAGGAGGGCCUAGAGCUCCUGAGUCGGUCCUUGGAGGGGCACUCUGAGGCCGGCGAAGAAGCCUGGAAGAUGAAGUUCGCCAUCAGGUGCAGCAAGAAUCCCGUGAUCAUGAGAUUCGACGGCCGUGUCGUCCCGCGCGAAAUUGGCGAUCCGGUUUCCAGCCGGAUUCAUCUUGUGUCUGUCUGUGGUAUCGACUUCGCAUCCCGCGUUCACGAUCACGUUGACCUCACCCACUACAUCAAGAAUUGGAAGGAGGUUUACUGCUUUGAUGAUGAAGGCGUUCCUUAUGUCCGGCACGGGCGCGACUUCGAGCUCUCCGGGACCUUCGCGCAGCUGAACGUUUCUAAGACCCUCAUCGAUCUGAAGAAGAUGUGCCGACUGCGCUUGAAGGCACAAGACGACCUAGGCAUCCAGGUGGUCGUGGAAGUGGGCCUUGGCCUGGGGGUCUUUGCCGGCGAUGCCUUGGGCAUCGGCAACACGGUGCGGCACCUCUCAGCCCUGGCGCUGCAGCGGGUUCUUCAGGAGGAAACCUUCAAGAACAUUCGACUCGUCGUGCUGUCCUUGCCGAUCUUCCGCAAGGGAGACAACUACGACUUCUACGAGAAGGUCUUCAGCCGCGACAAGGAGCCCUACACCGGAUCCAUUCCCGUCCUUCUCAUGGACCAGGCCGCGCUUUUGGAGCCGUGGAGUCAAGUCGAUCUGCGAGUCGGGGAAUGCCACUUAACAUAA
This is a messenger RNA of Symbiodinium necroappetens, 1749 nucleotides long. The record is from the annotation of a GenBank genome assembly. Lineage: Eukaryota; Dinophyceae; Suessiales; Symbiodiniaceae.